Molecule: messenger RNA, 1689 nt
Organism: Diospyros lotus (date-plum)
Lineage: Eukaryota; Viridiplantae; Streptophyta; Magnoliopsida; Ericales; Ebenaceae
Exons: 3
Coding region: 134-1174 (346 amino acids)
Cellular component (GO): cytoplasm
Molecular function (GO): mRNA binding
Source: RefSeq, a predicted model, not a curated record
UAGCUUAAAGCCUUAAACCCCCUACGAUACGAGUCCCCAAAUUCAGGUAAACCAUCUCUACCGCCGCCCUUCAAUGGCGUUCUCUUCAAUCUCUCUGGUACCGUGAUGAUCUCCCAUCCGAACAGUUCCAAACAUGUCUCUCUUCAGAAGUCUUCUUUACCGGCAUUUCCGAAUAAUCCUAAAACCUCUGCAGAGUCACCUUCAUGGUUCUUCAGCUACAGCUUGUCACACCUCUUUAAUGUUUACAAAGCCCGUAUCGAAUUCAGCGCUAUUCGACGUUGAAUGGGCUGGUUCGGACGGUACCAAUGAAGAAAAGAAGAAGCCAAAGAAGCCCUUGCACGUUCUGUUCAAGGAAGCCGUCGGAUUGAUCGAGAAGCUUGAAUACAGCGACGGUGAAAACCAAAUCGACACCAAUGAAUUGAAGGGAAGAUUGCGAAAACUGGAGGGAGCGGUGAAGGGGUUGAAAGAAAGAAAGAGUGAAAAGAAAGAAAUUAGCAGUGAUUUAAAGAAGAAACCUAGAAAUGGUGAUGCGUUUUUGAAGGGCAAAUCUAAGCCCACGAGCUUAUAUGCGCUGUUUUCAGGUAAGGCUAGUAGUGGUAGUGGAAACAUUGAGAAUGUGGAGGCAUUGACAAUGGAGGAUCCUGCGGUUUACAAGGAGCUUUCGCCGGAUAUGAUGCUGUUUGUGACUCACUUGUACAAGGAAGGGUAUUUUAACAAUGCUAAUUUCUUGCCGACAAACAAGUUCGAUGUUAGCUGUUUUGAGAAUAGCUAUGCUCGUGACUUUAUCAAGUUUGCGGCCGAGAAGUUUGGCCAGAAUAACCAGGAAAUUGGGAAAUGGUUGUCUGCCAGUGACCUGAAGAAGGUGGCCCUGUUUGGAUGCCCUUCUCUUGGCAAGAAAACUGUCUUUUCUGCUAAGAGGUUGCGUACUUUCUUUGGAAUUCAGGAACAAAUUGUAUGCAGUAAAUGUGCGUUGAGAUCAUCAUGCAAGUUUGUGAAUGAGAGUGUGUGGAAAGGCGACUACAAAAAUUUGGAUUUUGCUGUCGUUAUGAGGGUUAUCACUUUGUAUGCCUUGGAAUCUGUACCCCCACAGCUGGUAGUGCCUGAUGAGAUCAAGGAUUGUGUUAGGCGAAUGCUGAAGGAGAUUGUGAGCAUAAGUCAAAACACUUUAACAUGAGGCUUCUGUAGGAUUUCAUAUGCAUAGUUGUCUAGUGGUUUCUUGGAAACUGGAUUCUGUUGAGACGACUAUGUUCUUGACCAUUCUUCUAAUUGUUGAGACUGCAAACCGAUCCAUCCUUUAUGCUUACAGUCUUACUAAUAUCCUGAUGCCUGAAUCAGAUAGCUGAAGUCUGAUGGUCACAUGCCUUCGCUUUUCUUUAUUUCUCAACGAGAAUUAUGCCAGAGAUUAGAGUUACAUUCGCGAACGAUAUUUGGGCUGUUGGUCAGCUUGCCUGCUGAGAUUCCAGAAAAAGGCUUCUCUGCUUCUCUGUUGGAUAUGUGGGAGCAUGCUGCAUGUCGUGGAGAUUCAACAUUUUAGUUGAGAUUAUUCCAGAAAAUAUGCUAAAAUUGUUAUCUUCAUUGCCCACAACCCACCUUUGCCCUUCAUAAACUAGAAUUUGCAUGUAUUGGAGAUCCAAAAAGUGUCUUCAUACUCUUUUCUGAUCAUGUUUUGGAUGAAAUUAUACUUCUACA